CAAUAUCAGUCUUUUACCUAGUGUAGUGCAGAAUUUUUCAUUUUAUUAAAAUUGUUUUAUUCUUUCACUACACGUUUCCAUGUUUCAUAUGCAGUAACUGUUAAAGAUGAAUUUGAUGUUUAACAGGUUAUGCAGAUAAAGAAGACCUAUUUAUGAUUCCCAUGACAACUCCUUUAACUGCUUGCUGAAGGUAUAAACUGCACCAGAGUAAAUCAGCCAACACAUUUCUAUGUCCGACCCCUAGAAAAAAAGCGAAAAUGUGGAACUCUGGGAUGUCAAACUGGGGAGCUGGCUCCACCGAGGGCAAUACUCUGGGGAAAAAGCGGAGCUACGCAGAGACUGGAUUCUCCACAGAUAACAAUGGUGGUGGUUUUGGACCUCCUUCGAGUUCAUACAUGAAGAGUGAUUAUGGUCAAGAUGAUUAUGGUUAUGGAGGUCAGUGGCCUGAUUAUGAUGCUAGUUACGGAUCCUCGCAUGAAACACAUCAUCAUCAAUCCCCUCCUGAGGACAUGAUGAGUUCUAUGGGACUGCCCACGUCUUUCACAGCCACAAUAGAUCAGCCCUCGGAAAACUUCGCAGAAGACAUCCCUCUAGAAGGCAAAGGAAGAAAAAAUCAUGGGGGUGUGUAUCAGACUCCAGUUCAUCAGAACCAAGGACAGUAUGGCAGGGGUGGAAGAGGGGGAGGCCAAGGAGGGAGAGGAGGCCGGGGUCAGAACAAACGAGGUCAAGGUAGAGGAGGAGGUGGUCAUCAAAGGGGAGGAAGAGGAGGGGGAGGGGGUCAGAGAGGAGGAGGAGGUGGUGGAUACCAGAAUAAAGGAAGAGGAGGUGGGAGGGGCGGGGGAAAUAACUACGAUCAGCCACAGUGGGGAGCGGGCUUCCAUGAAGGAGGGGGAGGAAGAGGAAGGGGAGGUAACAACUUCAGAGGUAAUGUUCAGAAAAAGCCAGGUCUACCUCCCAAUAAAGUGUUCAGUGGUAACAAUAAGAGGGGACGUGGACGAGGCACUAGAGGGGGAUCUGGGGGACAGUUUGGGGGCACAAUGGCUCCUGUUCACAGCCUGUCAAAGGUUGCAACCCAGCAGUUUGAUACAGCAAACAUGUCCACGGCUGAGAAGAUUCAUAGAUUUGCCUUGUACGUCCAGGGAGAGCCGAUGAAAGUGAAUGCUAUACAGACAAUAGAAAAUGCCAUAACAGGAAGCAAACUCAAUCUGAAAACACAGUAUGAGGUGGAGGAGUUGAUGAGAAUCUCCGGGAAGUGGAUGUUCACUGGCAGGCUUAUCCUGGGGGGUAUAUUUCUAGCUCGCAGUGUUGGAGCUAACAAAAAAGAAGUGAAACACGAGACCUACCAGAAAGCCUUGGAUGUACUAAAAACCAAAACUGUAGCAGAAAUAUUUAAUCUUACAGAUCCAGGAGCUGAAGCUAUAAGGAAAGAAUUAGCCUCCACAUUAGACACAGAAAAAGAUGUCUCUAAACAAGCUGACACAAUUCUUCAGAAACAAACAGAACAAGCAAUGACCAUUCGCACCAAUCAGGAUGGAUUUAUUUGUUUGAUUGAGUACAUAAAGUCGGCAGUUAAUCUGCCAGAGAAUAAGAUCUCGUGUAUGGAGCAGGCAAUGAGUGCUUCUCACUGCGCACUCAGUCACAAGUAUGAUUUCAAGGCCUCUAGACUCCCCACUGGAAGAUUUUUCUUUCAUGGGAUAUUGACUGUGGGUGACAUUGUAAUUGCUGUUGGUAAGGGCCACAGGAAGAAAGAUGCCAAAGUCCAUACGUAUGAGGAGGCUUUCAAAAACCUGAUGACAAAGCCACUGCAGGAGGUACUGAAGGGAAUAGAUGUGGAAGAAGAGGCGAAGACUGAAGAGGAAGCAAGUGGAACUGGGGUGACCAUGAUAGUAGACGGAAAGAAAAUGUCUGUCACCGAAAAAAUGGACAAAAUGAUCCAGCGCUUAAAGGAUGCAGUAUACAAGGAAAACAACAUCAACACGGUUGAUGCCUGUGCUACAAAUCUUGGUCUGACCAAGACCUGUAUUUAUCGGAGAUUACAGGGGGAUGAUGAGGGAGAUCCCUCAAGGGUGGCCUGUGACCUUUAUCUGGAGAAAUUUCUGAUCGCAUCAGGAGAGGGAGAGAAGAGAAAGGAGGCCCAGAUAGAUGCAUAUAACAAUGCCUGGGAGGUGUUAAUCACUACCACAGGUGAACACAUCAUCAAGGACCAUAAACGACUGACCAAUGAUAAUGAUGAUCCCUCUAUCAUUGAUGUCCAUGUUAAAGGAGCCCAGAAGCCCCAAGGAGACUCGAAUCUUGCUGGUCUUAAAAGACACAACCAGGACCACGAGGACCCUACAAAGACAGUGGACACUCUGGUUAUCCUGGAGCAUGAGGAGUGGACAAUGGACAGGAAAAGGCAGGCCUUCUGUAUCCUAACCUACUCAGCCACCUCUAAUGGCAUGCUGCUACAGUGGAAUACCAGUCAAGAGGGGAACAUGUUCAAGUGUGAUAUCUCGCUACAAGGUACACUAAUUGGGGAAGCCAAGGCCAUGAGCAAGAACAAUGCCAGAAAUCUAGCAGCCGCUGAUGCAUUGUUUAAGCUUUACGAGUCCCAGGAUGUUAUCAAGGUGACCAGACGAGAUGACAGCAAACUAUGGAUUGCCUACAGCAACAUUCUAGGUAAAGCCAAGAUUUUGAAGGAGAGACAGGGAGAUGGGGCCGACCCUGAUCUUAAACCCUCUUUUGACAAUGAAGGAAAUGUCAUCCCCAUUCCAGAAGAUGCCAAUAAGUGGGUCCUCAAAGUUUGUGAAGAAAUCAUCAAUGAAUACAAAGAUCAAUUCACAAUGGAAGAACUUAUAUUUGGUCCUGGAAUGCCAUUGCAUGAAAGCAAAGAAGUAAGAAACAUGGCCAAAAGUGGAAAUCUUCGACAUGACAUCCGACAGCUGGAAGGCCAAUCAUAUCUCGUCAUCCAGCACAGAAUGCAACCCCAGGACAUCGCUAAAUGUGUUCACUCAGCAAACGGGAGAAGUGGAAAAUACAUACUGGUGGACAAGAGUUCCCUCCCCUCACAUCAGGACAUCGUUCCUGACCUGGAAAAGCAGAUUGCCCUCAGCGGGAGUCUGGCAGGACAGACAAAGAGUGAGGUCAAGGCUCCGAAUCCCCUACAAGGAUUUAAACCCCGGAUACUGAGUGACCAAACUAGCGAGGAAGGGUAUGAUCAAAGCAUGAAUAGGUUGUACUGAGAGUUCACAGCAAGCUGUGAGAUUGUGAAACAGUGGACCAUUUUGCUGAGAUGUUCACAUUGAAAAUGACAGACUGUGUGAAAGGUUUUUUUUUUUUUUUUUUUUAAAAAUAGACAUAGCAUCACUGUUUCAAACAUUGUGAAUUUGUUUUAAUAUGUAUGUUUGUGAAAAUAAGUAUUAUUAAAUGGAUAGACAGACUCAUUUGUCGACAGUUUUAUCUCUCCUGGAAAAGGGUCAAGUGACUUCCUGAUCAAAGUUUGAUCAUCAUCUGUGUUGUUUGUCUAUUCUAAUUACGUGACUUCCUGAUCAAAGUUUGAUCAUCAUCUGUGUUGUUUGUCUAUUCUAAUUACAUGACUUCCUGAUUAAAGUUUGAUCAUCA
This is a messenger RNA of Saccostrea echinata, 3600 nucleotides long. RefSeq lists its product as uncharacterized. Bases 258 to 3221 code for a protein of 987 amino acids. The record is from RefSeq and is a predicted model, not a curated record. NCBI's taxonomy places the organism in Eukaryota, Metazoa, Mollusca, Bivalvia, Ostreida, Ostreidae. The transcript is spliced from 14 exons.